GUGACUUUUUGUGUUGAUUUGAAUGUUUAUCAAAAUUCAAUCGUCUUGCUUCAAAUUUCAAUCAACUUCAUAAUACGUAUCCACUUUUUCAGUCUUCUGCUAAAUAAACAAUUCAGUGUAAACGAAAAUAAUCAAAAUUUAAUUGAAGGGUAAAUAAAACAUAUUAUUGAACGGUCCAAAUUUAAUAAUAUAAAAAAAGUUCAAGUAAAUUAAAAAAAAAAUCCUGAUAAAACGUGAUUUUCAUUUGCUACAUACAUUAAUUGCUACGAGCAUUUAAAGUACCUAUUUGUUUCAUAGUUUUAUAUUUCUAUCAAAGAUACGAUGGGUUCUGAAUCUAAGGUAGUGCUAGUAACAGGAGGGUCAGGGUUAGUGGGUCAAGCAAUCAAGACAGUUGUGGAGGAAGAGAGGAAGUCAGGGUCUCCGGAAGUACUUGAUGAGAAGUGGAUAUUUUGCGGCUCGAAGGAUGGUGAUUUGAGAAAUAAAGAUGAAACUGAGGCGCUGUUUGAGAAGCACAAGCCGACACAUGUGAUUCACUUAGCUGCGAUGGUGGGCGGCUUGUUUCAUAACAUGGCACAUAAUUUGGACUUCUUUCGCGACAAUAUGGCCAUCAAUGACAAUGUACUGUACGCGAGCUACAAACACAAGGUCCAGAAGGUUGUGUCCUGUCUCUCCACCUGUAUAUUCCCCGACAAGAUAACAUAUCCCAUUGAUGAGACCAUGGUGCAUAAUGGACCGCCUCACAGCUCCAACUAUGGGUACAGCUACGCUAAGAGGAUGAUCGAUGUGUUAAAUAGGGGCUACCGGGAGCAGCACGGGUGCCGCUUCACGUCGGUGGUGCCGUGCAACGUGUUCGGGCCGCACGACAACUUCUCGCUGGCCACCGGACACGUGGUGCCGGCGCUCAUACGCCGGAUGGACGACGCCAUGCGGAACGGCGACAAGACGUUCGCGGUGUGGGGCUCGGGGGCCCCGCUGCGCCAGUUCAUCUACUCGCUGGACGCGGCGCGCCUGUUCGUGUGGGCGCUGCGCCGCUACGACAGCGCCGAGCCCCUCAUACUGUCUGUCGACGAAGAAGACGAAGUAACAAUAAGCAAAGCGGCUGAAACUAUAAAGAAAGCACACGGGUUUACCGGCGAAAUAGUAUACGAUACGAGCAAAGCGGACGGCCAGUACAAGAAAACUGCGUCUAACAAGAAGCUUAGGUCCCUUUGUAAGGAGUUCACGUUUACUCCCUUCGAGCGAGCGAUACAGGACACUGUUGUAUGGUUUAAAAAUAAUAGAGAACAUGCGAGACUGUGAAAGAUAUAUAUAAAUUAUUUCUGUU
Molecule: messenger RNA, 1324 nt
Organism: Zerene cesonia (dogface butterfly)
Lineage: Eukaryota; Metazoa; Arthropoda; Insecta; Lepidoptera; Pieridae
Gene: Gmer
Product: GDP-L-fucose synthase
Exons: 8
Coding region: 322-1299 (325 amino acids)
Biological process (GO): nucleotide-sugar biosynthetic process
Molecular function (GO): GDP-L-fucose synthase activity
Source: RefSeq, a predicted model, not a curated record